This is a messenger RNA of Girardinichthys multiradiatus, 3872 nucleotides long. RefSeq names its product fucosyltransferase 11 (alpha (1,3) fucosyltransferase) (gene pofut4). The record is from RefSeq and is a predicted model, not a curated record. NCBI's taxonomy places the organism in Eukaryota, Metazoa, Chordata, Actinopteri, Cyprinodontiformes, Goodeidae. The coding region runs from base 276 to 1769 and encodes 497 amino acids. The transcript has 4 exons. Gene Ontology annotation, cellular component: Golgi membrane. Gene Ontology annotation, molecular function: alpha-(1->3)-fucosyltransferase activity.
CAACAUUUGAACCGCAGAAGAAGAGUCUGUUGUUACUGAUGUUGGAGAAUAAACCGUUAGUGGUCCAGUACAGUUACUGGAGAUAAAAUUUAAUCUUUUAGAUAGUGACUUCGAUAAGAAUAGCGUUAUUGGAUCUGUGUAUCUGCAUAACCGGGAGGUCUAGUCCCGCUGUAGAUGUUGACUUUGUUAGGCAGAGUUCUUAACUCAUAAUGAGUUGUAGUAAAUGUGGAGAUUGAGAAAAUUAAGUCUGGUUGUUCGUUUUAACCGUUGUGCAGAUGGCAGGUAGGAGGAGGCUGCUGCCCUGUGUGGGUCUGGGGUUGCUCGCUGUCCUCUGCUGGGUGUGGGUCUCCUUCGCCUCUCUCUCGGGGGACCAGCUUCACCUGCAGGUCCUGGAUGUGGCGGAUCUAGGAGCCUUUCAGCCGCAGAGCGCUCUGUCGGACAUGGAGUUUGCCUCUGUCGCCUCAUACAGAGGACCAGGAAACAGUGACCGCCGCAGCAACAGGGAGCUGCCAAUUCUCCUCUGGUGGAGCGGGGGGCUUUUCCCACAUUUCCCCGGUGACACUGAACGCAUCGACUGCGCCACGUCCUCCUGCCUGGUGACGAGCAAUCGCAAGGUCCAGCGGUACAAGAGGACAGCAUCUAUCAUCUUUUACGGGACAGACUUCAGGGCCUAUGAGGCUCCACUCCCUCGCCUGCGCCACCAGACCUGGGCACUUUUCCACGAGGAGUCACCAAUGAACAACUACAUCCUCUCCCACGGACCUGGAAUCCGGCUGUUUAAUUACACGGCCACGUUUCGCAGGGAGUCAGACUACCCCUUGACCCUGCAGUGGCUGCCCUCCCUGGAAUACCUGCUGGAGCCUGUGGCUGUGUCUCUGAAGGAGAAAAACCGCCUCAGGAGGGAGGGCUUGGCUCCUGUGCUUUACAUGCAGUCUCACUGUGACGUGCCAUCAGACAGAGACCGAUAUGUCCACGAACUCAUGAAGUACAUUGAGGUGGACUCCUAUGGGAAAUGCUUGAACAACAGACCUCUCCCGGAACACCUGGAGGACACAGCCACCGCUACUGGCGAGGAACCGGGAUUUAUGAAUUUCGUUGCACGCUACAAGUUCCACCUGGCACUGGAGAAUGGCAUUUGUCCCGAUUACAUAACAGAGAAGCUUUGGCGGCCCCUCCACCAGGGCUGCGUGCCCGUCUAUCGAGGCUCCCCAGUGGUGGCUGACUGGAUGCCCAACGACCACUCUGUCGUAAUUAUAGAUGGCUUUCCCUCACCCAAAGCUCUCGCUGACUUUCUCAAGCGCCUGGAUGAGAAUGAUGAUGAAUAUGUUAGAUAUUUAGAGUUCAAGAACCCCAAAAGGAUUACCAACACUCGCUUGCUGGAGGGCUUGGAGACCCGUGAGUGGGGAGUUAAUGACAUGAGUAAGCCUAACUAUUUAAAUGGAUUUGAGUGUUAUGUUUGUGACCAGGAGAAUGCUCGAUUAGCUGCAGAACGAGCGUACAGGAAGGACCCGAAGAGAAACCAAUCUCUUCAGCCUAAAUUAGCCAGUAACUCCCACAUGGGCUGCCCACUGCCCAGCCCGGGGUACGGAGACGUCAAAGACUUGCCUGCAGACGACGGAUGGUUGCAAAUAUGGCCUCAGGAUUACUGGCAGAGCCUCGACCAGGCUGAGGGGCUGGAGUCCCUGAUAAGACAGAACGAAUCGGACCCCUCUCUGCUGUGGAAGCACAUCCAAAGUAUUGCUGUGAGCCGAGCCAGAGGAAAACACUGACAGGCUCUAAAACAAACGGAGCAUGGAGCCCAUCUAGGACUGCAGGGUGUCCCAUAUCAUGCAUCCCUUCUGUUUAAACGAGGGAUUGAUUCAUAGUUUCACGACUGAGCCAGAACACCUUUACAUUUGUGGAUCAUGAUGUCUUGGAAAAGUGUUCAAACCCCCUUAAACGUGCUCACAUUUUUCCACAUUACAACCAAAAACCUUAAUGUUUAUUAUCAGGCUUUAAUGUGAUAGAGCAGUGUUUUUCAAACCUUGUCCUCACGGCACACUGCCCUACUUGUUGGAGAUGUUUUCCUGCUUCAGCACAUCAGAUUUCCACUGGUGGCUGAUUAACAGGCUUCUGCUGAACUGCACUCAUCAGAAUCAGGUGUUUUAAAGCAGUGAAACAUCUUAAAUCUGCAAGGCGGUGUGCCUUGAGGACCAAGGUUGGAAAACACUGAAAGAGCAACACAGGUAUUGCAGAAUUUUGAAGUGGAAGGAAAAAGAUACACAGUUUACAAACUUUUGUGGCAUGCAUAUGUAUUUAUGGCUGGGGUAUAUUCACCAGCUUUGCACAUCUAGACACUGAAUUAUUUUUUUGCCUAUUCUCCUUUGCACAAUAGCUCAAGCUUAGAUCGGAUGGAUACCACCUGUGAUCAGCGAUUUCCAAGGCCUGCAAAAUAUUUUUGAUUUGACUACAUCAGUCUAACGUGUUGCUGGCUAACGAGAACGUGUAUUUCUACCCCCAGUCUUCUGACACCUCUAACAAAGGCUCAAAAUUCCUCAAGGGCUGGUGUGUUUUAGAUGUUUCCCUAGUUCAGCUCACUUAAAUUAAAUGAAUAACUUAUGAGCAUGCCUCUUCUGAUCCCGAUAUGCUGAGGAAGUUAUUCAGCCUUUUGGAUAAGCUGUGUUAGAGCAGGAGACAUCUAAGACCUGGAGAACGACAGACCUUGAGAUCUGGAGUUGGACACCCUUGCUCUUACAGCUUUUUAUCCAGACUUGCUGUGCAUUUAGCUCCCUCCAUCAUCCCUUUGUCUCUGACAAGCGUCCCUGUCCUUGCUAAAGAGAAGCAUCCCACAGGAGGAUGCUGCCACCAUCAUCAUGUGGAUGGCGUGUUAGGGGUGAUGUACAGAGGGAGUUAUUAUCAACACAGAAUUUUAUUUAGGGGGAUAAAUUCAUUUGCAUGUCACACAUUUCUGAUUUGUAGAAGUUCGAAAAAUCAUGCAUCCUUUGACUUCCACUUCACACUGCUACACUGCUCUGUGUUGCUCUAUCAUAUACAAACCCAGUGUAUUACACUGAAGUGUGUUGUAAUGUGACAAAAUAUGAAAAAGUUAAAGGGUUAGAAAUACUUUUCCAAGAAACUGUAGGCUAUUUGCACCACAACAGGUUUUAAUUUUCUAUUCAACGUGACCCUUGGGGAAAAGGAUGUUUUAGAAGGUAAGAUAUGGACAUUUUCUUCUUAUAGCCAGAUAGCUGAGAGGACAUUACCGUAUUUUGUCUGCUUUGAGUCAAGAGCUGAAUGUUAUCUGUGCAGCUGGUACAGAGAGGCAAAUGCUCCUGGAAAGCUGCUUUUUUUCUGGACUGGAGCCGAGCCAAAAGGACUUGUCCUGUGCACUCAAGGAUAUCUGCCUAACUGUGUGUGAAGACCAUAGAGGCAGCAGCCAGUGGACUGCUUGUGCUUCUUUAAAGUUAAUCUGCAGGUGGCCAAUGCCUAUUAGCCAAAGUCACAUUUAUGCAAACAGCUACUUGAAGUGACGGUGCGAAGAAGAUGGUAUUUUGCAAAGGAGUUUGAGAAAUGCAAAGCGCAACUUCACAGGGGGCAAACUCUGCACUAGUGGGUGUCCCUGAAAGAAAAUUCACUCUGAAUUUUUGAGAUAAAUACUUUAUACUGUAUUAUUGCACCGACUUUCGUAUGUUGCAUCACACUAAACUAUUCCUCGUGUAGUAAUUCUCAUUCUGCUUGACUGCUGUGUGUUUUUAGGCACACAGCUUUUGUAUGACGUUUAUACCAGGAUUUUAUAAAUCAUUUUAUUUUGCUAGCAAUUCAUUGUACAUUUCAAUACACUAUUUUGUAUGAAGAAGAGUAAAAUUAGUGAACAUUUUUUCAAACAAAGCCAA